GCGCGAAACAGUGAUCCGUUUGAGGUGACGAGGACGAAGGGGGGGCGCAGACUGCGCAGGAGGAGGCUUUCAGCUCCCAGGCUCCAGGAAGCAGCAGGAGGACAACGAGGCGAGGAUGCGAGAAGGCGAGGAGCGCAGGGAGCGCGAGGAGAGGAUUGGUAUUUGUGUGUUCAGGUUUCUCAAGCAGUGGGCUGAAUGCGUAACCGGGGCACCGGACGGGCCAUUCCGCUCCACUCCUCCGCUUCCCCGCUCGGCACACGCCACCUCCGCCUUCCCACCCCGCGGCCUGUCGCAUCAUGCUGCCACACCUCCUCACACGCACGUAUACACGUACGCAACCGCAGCACCGCAUGGCAGCACUACCGCGAAGGGGGGCAGAGCAUCCAGAGCAAGGCCCGAGGGUGAAGCUCCGACGAGCCAUCACACGGCCCUAGCUCCUCGCUUUCGCGAACUCACGAUCGUGAAAUGCUGCAGCCAUCUGUCACCUGAUCACCUGGCCACAUAGGGCAAAUAGGGCAAAGAAACCCCUUGUGAUUCGCCGGUGAGCGGCUGAUGAUUGUCUCUUCAAACGUGCCCACGCGCGCCACGCGGGCGCGGACGC
Cutaneotrichosporon oleaginosum is the source of this 601-nucleotide messenger RNA. RefSeq lists its product as uncharacterized. NCBI's taxonomy places the organism in Eukaryota, Fungi, Basidiomycota, Tremellomycetes, Trichosporonales, Trichosporonaceae. The record is from RefSeq and is a predicted model, not a curated record.